AGAAGAGGAUCUUUCGAGCGAUCAGCGAUGCUUCCUCCAAAGAUCCGAUCCAAGAGGGAUUGACAUUCAUUCACGGAUAAUCAGUCACUCAAUAGUCAAUGGCCUGCGCGCACUCGAUGCGAAGACCUCACGAUGACGGACCUACAGCAAAUCCACUUUUUGGAUCGUCACCGUGCAAAUGCCGAUGAUCUAACAAGAGGUCUCCUCAGUAUUACGCUUGCCCUUUACUACUCCUUGAAACAACACUCUCAUCAAGAUGCUCUCUCUUGUCGCACGUCGGUCCGCUGCUUCGGUAGUACGAAGUGUCGCCACUCGCUCCAUCAGCUCGACGGCGGUUCGAAUGGCGGACAUGACGCCCGGUGAAAAUGUGGUAAUCCCUUUGAUUGCCAACUCGUUGGAGUUUACUCUUUCGUCUCCUCCACCGCUGCAUCAGUUCCAAGAGCCUCCUCUCAUUGUCGAGACCGAGCACUUGGAGUUGUUCCCCGGAAAGGAAUGCGAAGAGAUCUUGGCCGAACAAGGACACCAAGUCACGGACAUUGUCGGAAAGGAAACCUGGGCCCAAAACGACGCCGCGAAAUACGAAGGAUUGAUCCCCCAGAAUGAAGAGUGGACCGAGUUUGUCGAUGAAAAGACUGGAGAAUGGGUCUACCUUGAUGAAUUUGGUGACAAGGUCGACAAACCCGCUGCUUAAAAACACUGUCAGCUGACUCUAUUGUUUCUGCUGGAAAUACAACAGCGGAUGGAUCAAAUGUAGUAUCUCGUUUGGAUGGGUUUCAUGCAUCAGUCUCGACAAUCAUCUACCUAAUAAGGUUAUUUAGGUUUAGUUUCUUGGUAGUGCUUGUAGCCUCCUCUAGUAUAUCAGUUUUAAUAAUUUUGUGGGUCUCACU
Messenger RNA from Seminavis robusta, 887 nucleotides. The record is from the annotation of a GenBank genome assembly. Lineage: Eukaryota; Bacillariophyta; Bacillariophyceae; Naviculales; Naviculaceae.